This is a messenger RNA of Hyaena hyaena (striped hyena), 3617 nucleotides long. It is a transcript of the gene TMEM140, whose product is annotated as transmembrane protein 140. Lineage: Eukaryota; Metazoa; Chordata; Mammalia; Carnivora; Hyaenidae. The transcript is spliced from 2 exons. Bases 2092 to 2646 code for a protein of 184 amino acids. The record is from RefSeq and is a predicted model, not a curated record.
GGUGGCUGAUACGAUCUCCUUCUCUGGGGUCUGCCACGCCUUUUGAACCAACCCGGCCCUGUCUUCAAGUGAAAAAUGCUUAAAAAUAGUGAUUUUUUUUUUUUUUGAAAUCAAGAAGAGGGAGCAGCCAUGUAAAGCCACCCCCACUCCCAACCAAGGAGGCAAGCCAAAGCUCCUUUGCUACAGCGCAUGCGCACAAAUCAGAAUUCAAGCCCUGGAAAUCCAUCCUACACCCUGAAAUACCUCAACCCAUUAAAAACGUAGACCCAGGUUUUUACAAGCAGUUGUGAGAUAUGAAAACCGUACAGAACACCUUCCUGCUGGGGAUCCGCACCGCGGGGCUGGACGGGCUAAGGCUUCCCGCUCUGCUCAGCUCACAACACAUGGACUAAAGACACCUUUCCAUACCUGAUAAACCUUGCUGUCGCAAAGGGGGUAGGGGGAGGGCCUGGGGCCUCCUUGAGGCCCUUCUGUCACCUCAGCGCCUCACUGCCGAGGUCCCCUGUAGGAGAAGCCAGUGGCGGAAGCCCAAGCCCAUGGUGGGUGGUGGCAAUGUGAGUUCAAAACCUCAUUGGCGGUACAGGUGUGUUUCUCUUCUGACAGACGCCGGCCUCACCCCUAGGCGGUGUCCCAGCUCUCGAUCAAAGGAGUUGCUGAUAAAUCUUUAUUCUCCUUGUUUGCACUCACUCAGGUCCUCUGAGGGGAGUCCCCUGCUCUAGAGUGAAUGACUGUGUCCUUCACAAUUCGUAUGUUGAAACCUGACCUCCAAAGUGAUAUUAGGAGGUGAGGCCUUUGGGAGGUGAUGGGGUUGAGAGCAGAGCCCUCAUGAAUGAAUCAGCGCCCUUGUUAAAGAGUUCCCAGAAAAAAAUAACAAUGCCCCAGAGACGGCCCCCCACCUUGUCCCGUCCAUCAUGUGAGGACACAGGGGAAGGGUGUCCCUCUAUGAACCAGGAAGUGGGUGCACCAGACACCAAAUCAGCCAGUCCUUCGAUCUUGGACUUCUCAGCCCCCAGAGCUGUGGGAAAUAAGUGUCUGUCAUUUAUAAGCCGCCCAGUCUGUGGUAUUUGGUGCAGCGCCCUCUCCCUCAGCCGGUCCCAUCUCCUGUUCCCUCGUGCGUGUUCUCCCUCUGGGCACUUUCUGUUCUUGCAGAACAGGGAUGGGAUGUGGUCGGACCCCCGAGCCUCUCUCCCGGGGCCACGGCUCGCUUCACCUCAGGACACCACCCGGCAGCCCAGGCUGGGUGCACCAACAGCCAGACACAUACACACUCUCUCUGUGUCCCCCAGCCACUCUGUAUGUGUCUCGGAAGGCUGGUGGCACUGAGCUCCUAACCACUUUGGGAUGUAAAUGGCUAUUUUAUUCCGUAGUGGAAAACUUACUAAUAUAAAGUUACCAUAGGCAGACUACUGUGGUAGAGACCAGUCUGGAAAAGUUCUUCGGAUUAAAAAUGGGAAAGACUGUUCAAAUGUGAUGAGGACGAUGCAUGCUGUAUUACGGGGACUACAACUCAGUUUUCUGCAGGUCAAUUUGGCAAUAUGCAAGGAGAUCACUAAAAAGUAUUUCUACCUUUGGCUCCAUGAUCGCACGUUAGAUAUCUAGCCAGAGGAAAAAUCAGAUUCCAAACGAGAAUCAUACAAGCAUCUUCUUUAACUGUCACAAUAGUAAAAAUGGAAACAAUCUGUCCAGUGGUGCGAUGGAUAAAUCUAUGGCACGAACUAUUACACGGCCAUUAAGCAUGUUUUUGAAGACUAUUUAACAGCUUGAAAAACGUUCAGAAUAUCCCAUGAGAAAAUCAUUGUGGUCAAUAGUGUGAUUUUUUAAAAACACAUCACCAUGUAGGAAAGAAAUGCUGGUAGGAGAUUAACAGUAACAUGCGCGGUGGGAGGUUAUUUUUUAUAGUUUUUUUCUUUUAAAUAUUAUUUUCCAAGAUUUCUAUGAUUCCUGUUCUCAGGGGAAAAAAAACAUAGACACUUAAAAAGUGGUGAGUGCUCCUGUGUGACUUCGUGAGUAGUGGCCUCGGUCUUUACCAAGUAGUGAUUCCCGGAGCAGGGCAGGUGCCCGGGAAGGCGGCCCCGCAAAGGGCAGGAGACGAUGACCGUCCCAAGGCCAAGGUGGGGCAAGCAGCUGCUGUUCCUGGGCAUCAUGCUAGCCACGGUGCUGGUCAUCUCCCUGCUGUUCUACGCGCUCCUCUGGAAGGCCGGCAACCUCACGGACUCGCCCGACCUGAGGAUCGGCUUCUACAACUUCUGCCUGUGGAACGAGGGCACCGGCUCCCUCCAGUGCCACCAGUUCCCGGAGCUGGAGGCCCUGGGGGUGCCGCGGGUCGGCCUGGCGCUGGCCAGGCUUGGUGUGUACGGGGCACUGGUCUUCGCUCUCUUUGUCCCCCUGCCCCUCUUCCUGGCCUGGUGCAACAGUAACGAGGCCGAGUGGCAGCUGGCGGUGGGCUUCCUGGCGAUGUCGUCCACGCUGCUGGCCAGCGGCCUGGGCCUCUUCCUCACCUACACGUGGAAGUGGAUCAGGCUGUCCCUCCUGACGCCCGGCUUUCUGGCUCUGGGCACCGCCCAGGCCUUACUCCCCCUCCUGCUCAUGGCCACGUUUGUGUUCCCUCGGAGGCCAGAGGACGAGAUCAAGCUUGACAGCUAUUAGGUCUGUCGGGAGGCUCACACAGUUGCAAGAGUUCAGUCUGAACUCCGCUCAGAGAAGGUGCCAGCAAAUUCCUGGGCUGGCAUGUCUUCUCAGCCUGUUUCAUAGCGAAUGCCGGCCUCAAGCCCUGGCAGAUGGGACCCACCGCGCAGGAGGAGGGGGUCCCCAGUGCCGAGAAGGUCAGGGGGUGGCAGCCACGGGACCUGCGGCUUCUUAGUGUGGGCUGUCCGUCCUGCGGGCCUUCCACGGCCCCCAAGGACACACCACGAAAAGCACACAGCUCACGGGGGAGAGAACUCCUGCUUUAACUGACUGAUCUGAGCAAGCCGUUCCCACUUGUCCUCCGAACCAGGGGCCGAUAAGGAUUCCCAUCACUGGGCCUGGGUUCUAGCAUAAUUAGCCAAAUGUCGCACUAGAAUGAAGGUUCAUGGCAACAAAGGGAGAACAUGAGAGAGAGAGAGGGAGCGCACACCUCAGUGUCCCUCGGGGCCCUGGUUAGCAAGCUCCCCGUCUCCACGGUGGGUGUGAGAGUGAUGGGUGUGUGAGGUGACGAGCCCCUCUCCCGAAGGCCCACGAAUCGUCCCUGAGGGACUCACUGGACAGAACACACGGGCACACAGACAAGCCUCGGUGGUUUUGAAGGUUCUCCCGAAAAGUCUCCCUGACCUGAAGCCAGACAGAGCAGGGGGGCCGGUGGGCAAAUGGUUCCUAGCACGUGACCUGGGAGUCGGGAACACGAUGUGCCAAAUCCCCCGGCAGGAGGGGAAGGUGAAAACAGCCGAACGGGUCCGUGUACAUACGGAUGCUGGGGUCUUCACUUCUCAGCCCAGAAUCGAAAAGGACAUAAAUCCAACUCACACGCCGGGAGGCUGUUUGUAUUUUUCAGCACCUGUGUAUUGGAAACCCUAUACAGCAAAUGACUGCCUCAGUCUACGCCUGUCCAAACCCACGCUGAAUAGAGUCAGAAACAUGGA